Fundulus heteroclitus (mummichog) is the source of this 851-nucleotide messenger RNA. Its product is annotated as zinc finger BED domain-containing protein 1-like. Bases 63 to 851 code for a protein of 262 amino acids. The transcript is spliced from 4 exons. NCBI's taxonomy places the organism in Eukaryota, Metazoa, Chordata, Actinopteri, Cyprinodontiformes, Fundulidae. The record is from RefSeq and is a predicted model, not a curated record.
CUGUAUUUAUUCCCUUUUAACCAGCCACCAGAAAAGCAGAGCUGGAUGAAGCUCUAGUCUCCAUGAUAGUGAAGGAUACCCAGCCUUUCACUAUUGUGGAUGACGUUGGAUUCAAGACAUUUGUGUCUAAGCUGGAUCCCAAUUAUGUUCUCCCUACAAGGCAGGCUCUGAAGGCCAUGGUGGAGGCCAAAUAUGAGUCUGCUAAGGAGCACGCUAAGGCUAAAGUAGAGAAGGUGGCUGCUGUUAGCCUUACAUCAGAUAUGUGGACAUCCAUCAACAUGGAUGCCUACCUGGCAGUGACAUGCCACUUUGUGGAGGAGAAUGAAAAGCUGAGCUCGGUGUUGUUGGGAGUGCAGGCAUUCCCCCAGUCUCACACUGCUGAAAAUAUUGCUUGUGUGAAAGCCUCCCUGAUGGAGGAAUGGGGAAUCUCAGGCAAGGUGACAUGCAUUGUCACCGAUGGUGCUCCUAAUAUGGUGGCAUGCGUGAGAGACCUGAAGCUUCGCCACCACAUUUGUGUUGCUCACACCCUCAAUCUUAUUGUGAAGAGGGCGCUUGAUCACCAACCUGCGCUCUGUGGCCUCCGGGCCAAAGCAAGGAAGCUGGUUGGCUACUUUAGAAGCAGCACCACUGCUAAGGAGAAGCUUACACAAGUGCAGCAUCAGCUGGGCAUGCAAGCAACCAAGCUGAUGCAGGAGGUGGAAACCAGAUGGAACAGCACCUACUUGAUGCUGCAACGUCUGGUGGAGUUGAGGGAGCCACGUGCCUUUCGUUACUCUCUCCUUUCUAUGACGCCACCACGGAGCUCUCGGCAGAACAACACGUGUCGGCAUCAAAAGUUAUCCCCCUCCUGA